Molecule: messenger RNA, 1545 nt
Organism: Yarrowia lipolytica CLIB122
Lineage: Eukaryota; Fungi; Ascomycota; Dipodascomycetes; Dipodascales
Biological process (GO): phosphoenolpyruvate transmembrane import into Golgi lumen
Cellular component (GO): endoplasmic reticulum; Golgi apparatus
Molecular function (GO): phosphoenolpyruvate transmembrane transporter activity; antiporter activity
Source: RefSeq, a predicted model, not a curated record
AUGUCGUCUAACACGGGGCAAGGCCCCGGCAUCGCAUCUCCAGCUCCCCUAACCAAUGGCCACACCUCUCAGCCUUCAAACACUCACCAGGACGCGCCUGUUCGUCCCACGCUUGAGAACGGACGUUCCUACAUCAACCUGGACAAUCUCAGUAAAGAGAAGCAUUUGCGCACAGGCUCGUCGUCCACAAUCCAGGAGGAGGAGCCCAGCACGCGAGCCCGUCGGUCUGCAAGCACCUCCAAGCCGCCACUGCUUGUGAACCAAAACCAGAUCCAAAAUCACCAACAUCAACAGAGCCAGUACAACCCUCAGUACCAGCCUCCAAGAGUUGCCACGCCCAAAAGAACGCCGCUGUUCGACUCAGGACAGUCAUACUCACAGAGAUUUCAUAACAGAUCGUCGUCAUUUUCCGUCAGAAGUGCCAGAGCGCGCUCUCUGUCGGCGUCAUCGCAAGAAGCACUCAAACACCUGGCACCUCCGGUCUCCGUGCCCCUGGUAGUGUGCUGUCUCAUGUGGUACUUAUCGUCAGCCAUGAGCAACACCCUGGGAAAAGCCAUUCUCACCAAAUUCGGUUACCCCGUCACCCUAUCACAGAUCCAGUUUUUGGUCGCAGUGUGCUGCGGAGCUACUACAAUCCAGCUGUCGCAAAUGUCCCCUAAAUUCCGACAGGCACUUCCCCCCGGAAUGGUGGGACCACAGGGACUCAUUUUUCCUCCCACAAGAGAUAUGCUCAAGACCACUGCGCCCAUGGGCUGUUUUCAGCUCUCGGGCCAUAUCCUUAGCCAUAUGGCUACUGGCAUGAUCCCCGUGUCCUUGGUCCACACCAUCAAAGCUCUGUCGCCUCUCUUCACUGUGGCUGCAUACAGACUAUUGUUUAACGUCCAGUACUCGCCUUCCACAUACCUUUCUCUGAUUCCUCUGGUGACUGGAGUCAUUCUCACCUGCUCAACGUCCUUCCGCGCUCAGUUCAUGGGCAUUAUCUACGCUCUGCUGGCGGCUCUGGUGUUUGUUUCGCAAAACAUGUUUUCUAAGAAAUUGCUUACGUCCGGAACCACUGCUGGCCCUGGAGGUCCUGCUUCCGCUACCCACACCCGGAAGCUUGACAAACUCAACAUCCUGUGCUACUGCACCGCAUUGGCCUUCCUCUUCACCUCGCCUCUGUGGUUCUUCUCCGAGGGCUGGACGCUCCUCAAGCUCUUCUUCCGAGGAGAGGCUCUCGUCAAGGACGACUCGUCUCUGUUCGUGCUUAUGAUCCAGCUGCUGCUCAACGGAGUAGUGCAUUUCGCCCAGAACCUUCUUGCAUUCCAGGUUCUCUCCAUGGUAUCGCCCGUGACCUACUCUGUGGCGUCGCUACUCAAGCGAAUCGUUGUCAUUGUCUGGGCCAUCAUCUGGUUCGGCCAGUCCGUGUCUGGAAUUCAGGGCUUCGGCAUCUUCUUGACUUUCACCGGUCUCUACCUCUAUGACCGAUGUGGAGGAGAUAAGAAGAAGGGUGGACAGGGCAGUUCAGUAGACGGCACCGAGAAGGACGCCCAGCUGCCCAAGUAA